Messenger RNA from Agrilus planipennis (emerald ash borer), 1350 nucleotides. RefSeq names its product regucalcin-like. The transcript has 6 exons. Gene Ontology annotation, biological process: L-ascorbic acid biosynthetic process. Bases 178 to 1323 code for a protein of 381 amino acids. NCBI's taxonomy places the organism in Eukaryota, Metazoa, Arthropoda, Insecta, Coleoptera, Buprestidae. Gene Ontology annotation, molecular function: enzyme regulator activity; calcium ion binding; gluconolactonase activity. The record is from RefSeq and is a predicted model, not a curated record.
UUUGUCAUUAUAAGUGAAAUGUUUCGCGUUUUGUCUAUAUAUCGCCGACAUUAAUGUCAAUCUAAUCCUUUCGGUGACGAAAUGUUUUAGUAUAAAGGAAAACUGUGUCCUCGUUUUGGUAGAAAAAAUAUACGUAAACGAAUUACUAAUAUAUGUAUGUCAUAGUCUGACAAAUACAUGACACAUGUCGUAUACAAAAAGAGACAAGGGUGUAUAAAAUAUAAUAUGAUAAGUCUUAAAGGACUUGUGUGUAUUGUAUUGUGUAAGUGCUAUUGUAAUAUUUUUACCACAAGGCUCCUAGAAAAUUGUAGAAAACCGUUACCAAUGUCUUGUGAGUGUCGAGAAAAGGCCCUACCGUCCAGCGAUAGUGUUUACAAAAUAGUUCCUGUGACAGCAGCGACAUGGCACGCCGAGGGACCACAUUGGGAUCCGAGAAAGCAGGCUCUUUAUUAUGUUAAUACGUUUUCCCCGACAGUUUUUCGACUCAAAGAUGGAAUUCUGACCCAUCAACAAAUCGGAAAAGCACACUCAAUUGGUACCGUUACUCCAAUUGAUGGCACAGAAAAUAAAUUUCUUAUAACCUGUGACAAAGCAGUGUGGGUUUUGACCUGGGAUGGAGAAACAAAUAAUUCAGGAUUUGUCGAUUAUUCAGAAUCAAUUAUUGACGAUUUAGAACCGGAUAAACCACGCAAUCAAGCUAAUGAUGGAAAGGCAGACAGUCUAGGGCGACUCUGGCUUGGGACUCUUACCAGAAACUUAGACCUUACAGUAACUGAGCCAGGGGGUAGUUUGUUUAUUAUUGAUGAAAACGGGGCGGCAAAAGUACUAUUGGAUAGUCUGACCAUAAGUAAUGGUAUUGCAUGGAGUAAAGACGAAAAGAGAUUCUUUUUUGUUGAUAGCGCUGUAAAAGAUAUCAAAGUGUUUGAUUGUAACGUUCAAAAUGGGACUAUAAGUAAUCCGAAAAUACUUUUCCAAUUAGAUAAUUUGUCAGAUAUCUCGCCGUCCGGAAUUAUUGAUGGAAUCACAAUUGAUUCUAAUGAUAACCUUUGGAUCGCGAUAUACAGGGGUGGAUUGGUCUUUCAAGUUGAUGGUAAGAAUGGGGCAGUAUUAAAAAAAAUUGAAAUGCCAGUUUCUGGGGUCACUUCUCUAGCUUUUGGUGGUCCAAACUUCGACGUACUGUAUGCCACAACAUCCAGACAUGGAUUAUCGAAGGAAGCGUUAGAAAAACAGCCAGAAUCUGGUAAAGUAUUCGCUAUAACUGGGCUGGGAGUUAAGGGUACUCCUAUGAAUAACUAUGCACUUAAAGGAAAAUGUAGUAAAUAAAUAUACAAGUGAGAAACAGGGUAGCAG